GAAUAAAAUAAGCAGUUUUUUGGGGAAAAAAGAAAGAAAUGUUUGCUUCUUCCAGCUUGAACCUCCCGAGCCUAGGUUCCUCGCACCCGCCGAGCGUCCCCGAGUCUAAACCCAAGUAUCCAAGCCCCUCCGCCAUCUCUCUCCAAACCAAAGCCGAAGCCCCCUACGAACCUGACUCCGAGCCUCAGGCUUGGAAGCUCAAGGGCAGCGGCAGCCCUCAGCUGAAGCGAUGGUCGAGGGCUCGCGCGCUACGCUCCGGUCGAAAAUUGGACCGCCCGGGUCUCCGGUCCAGCGUGGCCGAAGUGGACCGGCAAAUUCCGGUCAAGAAGACCGCCGAUACAGAGCCAAACAACGCCACGGGAAGCGACGGAGAGUCCGACGCGGCUGCGACGGCGGCGAAGUCGAUAUACAUGGUUUCUGACGGAACUGGAUGGACGGCGGAGCACUCCGUUAACGCGGCGUUAGGGCAGUUCGAGCAUUGCUUGGUUGAUCGUGGCUGUCCCGUACACACACACAUGUUUUCCGGUAUCGAUGAUGUAGAGAGGUUAAUGGAGAUUGUUAAGCAAGCAGCCAAAGAGGGUGCUAUGGUGGCCUACACUUUAGCUGAUCCUUCCAUGGCAGAAUCCGCCAGGCAAGCGUGCAAGUUGUGGGGCAUACCAUCAACUGACAUACUGGGCCCAAUCACGGAGGCGAUUGCUUCUCAUUUAGGUGUCUCACCAUCUGGCCUGCCCCGUGGUGCUCCCGGCAGGAGUUUCCCACUUUCUGAUGAUUACUUCCGUCGGAUUGAAGCCAUCGAAUUCACCAUCAAGCAAGACGAUGGGGCAUUGCCUCAGAACCUUAACAAAGCUGACAUUAUUCUCGCUGGGGUGUCUCGCACUGGGAAGACACCGUUGUCGAUUUAUCUAGCGCAGAAAGGGUACAAAGUGGCGAAUGUGCCGAUUGUUAUGGGGGUUGAAUUGCCGAAGAUGCUCUUUCAGGUUGACCCGGAGAAGGUUUUUGGUUUGACUAUAAGUCCGGUAGUUUUGCAAACGAUCAGAAGAGCAAGGGCUAAGAGUCUGGGGUUUACUGAAGAAGUGAGGAGUAAUUACUCAGAGAUGGAUUAUGUUCGAGAGGAGCUGGAAUUUGCACGCAGGGUUUUUGCACAAAAUCCCGUCUGGCCAGUAAUCGAAGUAACAGGGAAAGCAAUAGAAGAAACAUCAGCUGUUAUAUUGAGGCUUUAUCAGGAUAGGAAGCACAGAUGCUCGAUGCCAAGAAUCUCAAAGCGUUACUGAAGAUGGCGAGUCAUUAUCUUAAAUCAUCAUGCAGAUGUUUACAUUGGGUGAACGGUCAAGAGUCGAUCUCGUGUUGGACCACAAGAUGUGAGACAUCCAAACAACUAUAAUUUCCAGACAACCAAAAGCUAAUAACUAACUUUUAAGCAAUUUUAAGAGGUAGUAAUUUGCUAUGCAUUUGUUUACUGUUAGUUAUGCAUCUCACGUACUGUUCAGUAUGCUUGUGUGUAUAUGAUAUUUUCUUCUACGAA
Molecule: messenger RNA, 1522 nt
Organism: Morus notabilis
Lineage: Eukaryota; Viridiplantae; Streptophyta; Magnoliopsida; Rosales; Moraceae
Product: probable pyruvate, phosphate dikinase regulatory protein, chloroplastic
Exons: 3
Coding region: 39-1271 (410 amino acids)
Molecular function (GO): ATP binding; transferase activity, transferring phosphorus-containing groups
Source: RefSeq, a predicted model, not a curated record